CCCAGCUGUUGGCCGGCUCCUCCUAAGCAGAAACGCUUAAAGAGCGAAGUAGAUAAUACCAAGCGGGUCAAAAGCGACGAGUUAAUUCAUUACAGCUAGAGCGGCGGGGGCGGGGGGACGAGGAGGAGGAGGGACACUUCUGCAAAAGUGACCCAGAGCCGGCGCUAAAGCUGGGUCAGUGGUUGCCUCUUUUAAUCGGAGCUUUGCUGGGGUGGAUCAACCCUCGCUUUAAUUAGUUGCGUGUUGAUCCACCGAAUGGGAAGGAAAAGGGGACCCGGAGUUUGGUUUCUCAGGAAUUAAUCAAUCUUGAUUGGCAGCCUCAGCAUUUUCUUUGCUUUGAAUGCCAGCAAUUCUGCAUCUGCUAUGCCUGAACCAAAGUCUGUAUGCGUUUCAGUAGAUGAAGUGGUCUCCAAUGGAACUGACACCCAAGAAGUCCACCUACUCAAUGGCCAUUUAAAAAAGGUGGACAAUGCAUUGACAGAAGCCCAUCGCUUCUCCUACCUUCCGCGGAGACCGGCUGUGAACAUUGAGUUUAAAGAACUCUCUUACUCGAUCCAAGAAGGACCAUGGUGGAGGAAGAAGGGUUUCAAGACCUUGUUGAAAGGAAUUUCAGGAAAGUUCAGCAGUGGAGAACUUGUGGCCAUUAUGGGUCCUUCUGGAGCUGGAAAGUCAACUCUCAUGAACAUCCUGGCAGGAUACAGAGAGACUGGGAUGAAAGGAGAGAUCCUCAUCAAUGGACAACCCCGUGAUCUGCGCUCUUUCCGCAAAGUGUCCUGUUACAUAAUGCAAGAUGACAUGCUACUUCCACAUCUUACUGUCCAAGAAGCCAUGAUGGUAUCUGCUCAUCUGAAACUUCAGGAAAAAGAUGAAGGCAGGAGAGAAAUGGUAAAGGAGAUCCUGACAGCUCUGGGUUUGCUGUCCUGUGCCACUACGAGGACCGGAAGUCUUUCAGGCGGGCAGAGAAAGCGUCUCGCUAUUGCUUUGGAGCUGGUGAACAACCCGCCAGUUAUGUUUUUUGAUGAACCUACCAGCGGCCUGGACAGUGCAUCCUGCUUUCAAGUCGUCUCCUUGAUGAAGGCUUUAGCACAGGGUGGUCGGUCCAUUAUCUGCACUAUACACCAGCCCAGUGCCAAACUCUUUGAGCAAUUUGACCAGCUCUAUGUCUUGAGCCAAGGGCAGUGCAUUUACCGUGGGAAAGUGUUAAACCUAGUCCCUUACUUGAGAGAUUUGGGUUUAAAUUGUCCAACGUACCACAAUCCAGCAGAUUUUGUGAUGGAAGUUGCCUCCGGAGAGUAUGGAGACCAGAACAGUCGUCUAGUAAGGGCAGUCCGAGAGGGAAUGUGCGAUGCCGAUUUCAAGAGAAACUCUGGGGGAGAAAGUGAACUUAACCCUUUCCUAUGGCACAGACCAUCUGAAGAGGAUUCUUCAUCAACAGAAGGCUGUCACAGCUUCUCAGCCAGCUGCCUUACUCAGUUUUGCAUUCUGUUUAAAAGAACAUUUCUCACCAUAAUGAGGGAUUCGGUUCUGACGCAUCUGCGGAUCACAUCGCACAUUGGCAUUGGACUCCUCAUAGGAUUGCUGUACUUGGGGAUUGGAAAUGAAGCCAAAAAAGUCCUGAGCAACUCUGGCUUCCUCUUCUUUUCCAUGUUGUUUCUCAUGUUUGCUGCACUCAUGCCGACAGUCCUUACAUUUCCUCUAGAGAUGGGUGUAUUUCUUAGAGAACAUCUGAAUUACUGGUACAGUCUGAAGGCCUACUACUUGGCUAAAACGAUGGCUGACGUCCCUUUUCAGAUUAUGUUUCCUGUAGCAUAUUGCAGCAUUGUGUACUGGAUGACCUCGCAACCCUCUGAUGCGCUCCGAUUCGUCCUGUUUGCAGCACUGGGGACAAUGACAUCACUCGUGGCUCAGUCACUGGGGCUUCUGAUUGGGGCAGCAUCCACUUCACUCCAGGUGGCAACAUUUGUAGGCCCUGUUACAGCCAUCCCCGUUCUCCUCUUCUCAGGAUUUUUUGUCAGCUUUGAUACCAUUCCAGCUUACCUCCAAUGGUUGUCCUACAUCUCAUAUGUCAGAUACGGAUUUGAAGGUGUCAUUCUAUCCAUCUAUGGUUUGGAUCGGGAAGAUCUCCACUGCGACAAAGAUGAAACUUGCCAUUUUCAAAAAUCAGAGGCCAUCCUCAAAGAGCUGGAUGUAGAAAAUGCUAAACUUUAUUUAGACUUCAUCGUGCUUGGAAUUUUCUUCAUCUCCUUACGCCUCAUUGCCUACUUUGUCCUCAGAUACAAGAUUCGAGCAGAGAGGUAGAGAGGAAGCAGAUGCAACAAACAACAUUCAGUUGUAGACUGUUGUUAUUGUCUGAUUGUGGCAGACAAGUCUCCAGUGCCGAGUUGCAAGUGGGAUUGUGAUCUAGCCCAUAGAAAACCAUGUCCUGGUGGAUUAAUGGGUGCAUAGUUAACCAUGAUUGUGAACUGACUGGGUUUGGUCAUAUUUCUUUUAUGCUUUCUAGCUUUAACUAGGAAGACAAACUAGAAGGGAAUCUUGUUUCACAUCUGGGAGCCAUUGCUGCUGAUCACAGGAAUUUUUUCUCAUGGAAGCUGUGUUUUCUUGUAAGGUAGCUCAUGUGGCAACAAGGUAAAAAAAAUGGCUGGGGAUCUUUCUUCUAUGUCCUGCAAACAUGUGAGGAAUAUAUUAUCUCAUCCUGUUGCAUCA
Podarcis raffonei (Aeolian wall lizard) is the source of this 2703-nucleotide messenger RNA. RefSeq names its product ATP binding cassette subfamily G member 1 (gene ABCG1). The record is from RefSeq and is a predicted model, not a curated record. NCBI's taxonomy places the organism in Eukaryota, Metazoa, Chordata, Lepidosauria, Squamata, Lacertidae. Gene Ontology annotation, cellular component: plasma membrane. The coding region runs from base 364 to 2298 and encodes 644 amino acids. The transcript has 15 exons. Gene Ontology annotation, biological process: transmembrane transport; cholesterol homeostasis. Gene Ontology annotation, molecular function: ABC-type sterol transporter activity; ATP hydrolysis activity; ATP binding.